Messenger RNA from Echinococcus granulosus, 1275 nucleotides. RefSeq lists its product as hypothetical. The coding region runs from base 1 to 1275 and encodes 424 amino acids. The record is from RefSeq and is a predicted model, not a curated record. Lineage: Eukaryota; Metazoa; Platyhelminthes; Cestoda; Cyclophyllidea; Taeniidae. The transcript has 5 exons.
AUGGAUACGACAUCAUCAUGCCACGGUGCCGUUCUGCUGCAUUCUGUGAAAGUGGUGAAGGCGCUACAACUGUACGUCUGCUGCCCAGCCACAAACCUGUCGGUUUCUAUCCAAGACAGUGGAGAGGUGGAGGAGGUAUCGCGUGUUUACCUCCUUGUCAUCUUCAUUCAGAAACCGGGACUGGGGCAGUUGCCGAAGGUGGAGGUCAUUUUCAACCCUUUUAUUGGGGAUCGUCACAAAUUCCCCCAUCUGUUGCAUUUGCCCCCAUCUUCCAUCACGUUGAGAUUUAUCCUUUGGGGCGGCUGCUAUUUAGGAUCCGGUCCGCUUCCUACUGCCACCAACGUAGGCCCCCGAGUCCUUCCUAGGGGCGAGAGAGGUCACAAUAAUAGGGUGGAAAAUGUACUGGCAAUAUACGGAAGGUCUGAGGAGGCUUCUGGCAUGUCUCGGAGGCCGUCGUCCAGUGAAAGUACAAAGGGCGCAGCUGCUAUUCCGCCUUCUGAAUACUUUCAAGCCGCCGCGCCCCCUCCAUUUCAGAUGUUGGAGAGCCGAGAGACAGCCGAACAGGUGCUUCUCUCCUCUCUUCGCAAGUUGGAUAAGGGAAAGCGGUCACGAACUGGACUGGAGUUGAAACGAGGCCUGUUAAUUGCAUUCACGUUAUUCAAGGCACGACAAAUUCUUUGGCAAUAUCCAACACCACUACCACCACCGCAAAUGCCACCUACUCAGCUUCCUUUCGCUUCACACGCCUCUCAAGAGGAGAUAUACUUGGCUUCAGAGGAAUAUUCUCCCCUAUCCGGUGAUCCGUCUAUGCUUUCUACGCUUGAAGGCGUGGGUAAGGAUUUUAACUCCGACAUCUGGCAACCUUCUAACAACGUAACGGCUGAUAUUGGUGAUGAAGAGGAGGAGGGAGAAGGAGAGGAUGACUCCGAUUCUGACGACAUUGACAUCGACGAAGAGGACCCCUUUGACGACUUCGGCUCCCAUGAACCAAUAUUCCCACCUCCUUUUCCACUUAUCUUUCCCGAAGAACAGAUUCCAAUCUCCUCGCCUUCGGUUGUACAUACUUCUAGUGGACUAACUAACCUGACGACGGUUGUGCCGGGUAGUGAAGCCCACAGAAAUUUCGAUCAGAACCAUCCCACAGCCUCGACACACCUCUCCAAUCCCCUUGUCGCUCCCUCGAAUGCCUCGAGAAAGCGAUCUUCAACCGGUUUAGAUUAUCCAGAAAAUAUACACAUCUCCCCCCUGAAACGACUCACUCCUACCCCGUUUUAA